Molecule: messenger RNA, 3195 nt
Organism: Debaryomyces hansenii CBS767
Lineage: Eukaryota; Fungi; Ascomycota; Pichiomycetes; Serinales; Debaryomycetaceae
Exons: 2
Coding region: 1-3195 (1064 amino acids)
Biological process (GO): ribosome-associated ubiquitin-dependent protein catabolic process; rescue of stalled cytosolic ribosome
Cellular component (GO): RQC complex
Molecular function (GO): tRNA binding; ribosomal large subunit binding
Source: RefSeq, a predicted model, not a curated record
AUGAAGCAAAGAAUUACAGGUUUAGACCUUCAAAUAAUCACUGCAGAGCUUUCGAAAGAGAUUUUGAAUUAUCGUUUGCAAAAUAUUUACAAUGUAUCUAGUUCAUCUCGUCAAUUCUUACUCAAAUUCUCAAUUCCUGACUCCAAGAAAGUGGUUGUCUUAGAUUGUGGGAAUAAGCUUCAUUUAACAGAAUUUGACCGUCCAACCACUCAAACACCAUCUAAUUUUGUCACUAAAUUGAGAAAGCAUUUAAAGACCAGGCGUUUAUCCCAAAUUAAGCAAAUUGGUAACGAUAGGGUAUUGGUACUUGAAUUCAGUGAUGGCUUGUUCUACUUGGCUUUAGAAUUCUUCAGCGCAGGAAACAUAUUGUUGUUAGAUCAAGAUAGAAAAAUUUUGUCAUUGCAGAGGAUGGUGAGUGAUAAAGGUGGCAACGACAGAUACGCGGUUAAUGAGAUAUACAAGAUGUUUGACGAGUCGUUGUUUAAAUCGGAUUUCAAUUAUGAACGUAAGACCUACUCAAAAGAACAAGUUCAAGGAUGGAUAAAGUCACAAAGGGAUAAAUUGGAUCAGAGGAGUCAGGAUGGCAAUAAGAAGAAAAAUAAGGUUUUCUCAAUCCAUAAGCUAUUGUUUGUAAAUUCCAGUCAUCUUUCUAGUGAUUUAGUUCAACUCAAUUUGAUAAAAAAUGGCAUUCUGUCCUCCGCAAGUUGUUUCGAUUUUGAAAAUGACGAUGCAAAGAUGGAUUUAAUCAUUAAAGCGUUAGAGGAAGCUGAAAGCGACUACAUUAAUUUAUUGGAGAAAUCAGAAGAUGCAAUCAAUGGCUAUAUUGUCAGUAAAAAGAAUCUUCUGUAUAAUCCUGAUAAUGACGAUUCGACAAAUGAUUUAGAAUAUAUUAUGGAUGAAUUUUAUCCUUAUAAACCUUAUAAAUCGGAUAUGGAUAAUUACAGAUUUACAGAAAUACAGGGUUAUAAUAGGACUAUGGAUUCUUUCUUUUCCACUAUUGAAUCUACUAAGUAUGCAUUGAGAAUUGAUCAACAGAAACAGCAAGCAACAAAAAGAUUGGAUUAUGCUCGUGAAGAAAGAGAUAAACAAAUUCAAUCUUUGCUUGCUCAGCAAGAGCUGAAUAUUAAGAAAGGGGAUGCUAUAAUGUAUUAUGCUGAUCUAGUAGAUCAAUGUAAGGAUUCUGUUGUGAAAUUAAUUGAUCAGCAAAUGGAUUGGACCAACAUUGAAAGCCUUAUCGAAUUAGAGCAAUCAAGAGGCAAUAAAAUUGCUAGGUUUAUCAACUUACCGUUGAAUUUGAAGGAAAACAAAAUUAAUUUGCAUCUUCCAGACAUGGACGAAGAAAAUGAAGAAAAUAAGACUGCAUUUGAUUCAGACUCGGAUUCUGAUUCUGAUUCUGAUUCUGAUAGCUCCAGUGACGAAUCUGAGCUGGAGUCUGAUUCAGAUUCGGACUCGGAUUCAGAUUCGGAAACGACUUCAGAAGCAAGACCUAAACAGAAAAAGGUGAAAAAGUCGGGCAAGCCCGCAAAAUCCAAAAUCUCUGUUUGGAUCGAUAUUUCAUUAUCUCCGUUUGCAAAUGCAAGAGUGUACUUUGAAAGUAAGAAAUCAGCAGAGAGUAAGCAAAUUAAAGUCGAAAAGAGUACAGAAUUUGCUUUAAAGAAUGCUAAAAAGAAAAUUGAACAAGACUUAAAUAACAAAUUGAAAAAUGAAAAUGAUUCUUUAAAACAAAUUAGACCAAAGUAUUGGUUUGAAAAAUUUUUAUGGUUUGUAUCCAGUGAAGGCUAUUUGUGUUUGGCUGGUAGAGAUAACUCUCAAAUUGAUAUGAUAUAUUAUAGACAUUUUAACGAUAAUGAUUAUUUUAUAUCGUCUGACAUUGAAGGCUCAUUAAAAGUGUUCAUUAAAAACCCUUUCAAAGGCGAAAGUAUACCACCUUCUACGUUAAUGCAAGCAGGAAUAUUUGCUAUUUCCGCGUCUUCUGCGUGGAACGGUAAAGUAACAACUUCAGCUUGGUUAUUACAUGGUGCUGAUAUUUCGAAGAAAGACUUCGAUGGCACUUUAAUCUCCUCUGGAAAUUUUAAUUACAAAGCUAAGAAAACCUACCUUCCACCGUGUCAGCUUAUCAUGGGCUUUGGAUUUUACUGGUUAGGUGACGAAGAAACGACUAAAAAGUAUACAGAAACCAGGCUUUCAAGAGAAGAAGAGCAUGGUUUGAAAAUCGUAAUGGAUAAUAAAAAGCAAGAUCUCGAGCACUCCUCAAAAUCUCUGAAUAAAAUUCAAUCUAGUCUCAACGAAGUGGACGACGAAAAGGUGUCAGCUAAAGAGGAUACUGAACCAUCAAAAGAAGAUAUCACGAGCGAACCUGCUUCAGAAUCUAAGGAAGGUAAAAAGAGAUUGAGUGCAAAAGAAAGAAGGAUGUUACGUAAAGGUAAAGACAUUAAGGUGUCUGAGAAUGAGGAUACUGAUGAAGACGUUUUUGAUCCUAUUGAACAAGAAAUGAAGAACUUGAAGCUCGAAGAAACAAAAAAGAAAACAGCGGAGCCAUCUUCUCAAAAGCCACCAAAUGUAAGAGGUAAAAAGUCAAAAAUGAAGAAAAUUGCAGCCAAAUACGCAGAUCAGGAUGAGGAAGAAAGAAAAAUUAGAAUGGAAGCAUUAGGAACGUUGAAACAAGUCGAGGCAGAAAAGCAAAAACAAAUUGAUGAAGAAGAGAAUAAGGAACUGAAAGAUAAGUAUGUCAAUGAAGCUUUGAAUGCUGAGAGACGUAAGAAUCAAGAAGAAAGGGAGUAUAGAAAAUAUAUUAUGGAAGAGGCCAAUGAGGACGAAUCAAGUGUUGUUAAUUACUUAGAAAUUCUUGAUUCUUUCAUUUCUAAACCACAACCGGAUGAUUGUUUAGUGAAUCUUGUUCCUGUCUUUGCACCAUGGUCGGCCUUAACUAAAUUCAAGUAUAAGGUUAAGAUUCAACCUGGAGGCGGUAAAAAAGGUAAGUGCAUCAAUGAUACCUUGAACUACUUCGCAAAUCGUAAGCUGGAUCCAUCUCAUACUGAUACCGAGUUAGAUUGGGAUAAUGAAAGAGAAAUAUUGAAGGGUGCUAAGCCCAACGAUUUAAUGGGUGUAUUCACUGUCAGUAAGGUUAAAUUGAUGUUACCAGGUGGACAAGACAAGACUGCAAGAAAGGCGCCUGCAAAAAAAGGUAAGAGAUAG